AUGGCAAUCGAGAAGCCCCUACAAGUUACCCAAAGGCCGCCUGAAGCAGUCUUUCCAAACGACAAAUUCUUCAGCAACCUUCUCUCUUGCGCAGAGCGGUUCCCUGGUAAUCCAAUUGCAGUCAACGAUCCGGCAAAUGGCGUGUCUGCGACAUACAACCAAUUGAUCGGGGAUAUUGUCUCUACGCGGAAGGCGAUCUACGAUUCUUGGUCUCCCGAGCUGUUUGACAGCCAUGGGAUUUUGAAAGGCUCACCAUGGGUUGGCCUUCUGGUACCUACCUCGUACGAGUUUGUGGUUGGGUGUCUUGUGAUCCUCUCGAUUGGAGGUGCUAUCAUGCCAAUGCGUAAGUCGCCAUAUGGAGAUGCAAAGCUUCUAUCUAACAAAAGCCACGGUCUAGCAAAGGCGAUUCUACCUGACGAAGCCGAUCACUUCUUUGAACAGUGCGAUUCUACCCUCUUGGUAGUGGGAUCGAAGCAUCAGGAAGUUGCGCUCAAAGUCCAGGCAUAUCGACAUGUUGUCUCGCACCGCCCGAUACUAAGUAUACCCGUGACACUCGGAGACCGAAGCGAGAAUCACGUAGGUGUCAUGUAUUUGGAUGAUAACAUCAACCUGCCUUCCGAUCGCCCUGGAUUAGUCGUUUUCACGUCCGGAACUACUGGUCCACCCAAGGGUGCCGUGCUUCCUCGUUGCUCGUUAUAUCCUCGGCAGCCAUGUUCCCCGGAAAACCGCCUGAUCAAGCUAUGCGAUCGUCCAGCGCACUGGAUCGGUGGCUAUGUCGGGUUGUUUCCACUCCUUCUCAGUGGACAUGGCAUUGAGAUCCUACCUCCGGGCUCCCCUGCAGUGGACUACUGGGAGCUCCUGCGACAACAGCGCGUCACUCGGGUUACUUGGGGACCGAUGAUGUUCUCGCAGUUGAAGCAAUACUACGAGGAUCACCUUCGAUUACUACCAGAUGCGGAACUCGAGCCAUAUUUGCAAGGUAUUCGAGUGAUUCAGGGACUGAGGGCCGGAUCGGCAAUGCCAGCACCUGUCUUAUUGGAAUUCUGGCAGAACAUGCUUGGGAAACCACUUCAAAUGGGGUAUUCUGCUACCGAGGCAGGCGGGCUGAUGAGUGCACUACUCAAUGUUGGCUCUGCGAAGCCGUCAUCGAUAGGCAAACCAAUUCCCGGCGUCGAAAUGAAACUCUCUGAAGGAACGACCGGCGAGAUUUUGGUCAAAAGUUCCCGUAUCAUGCUACGUUACUUGAACAACCCUGAAGCGACUCAGGCUGCAUUCACUGAAGAUGGAUUCUAUCGAACUGGUGAUAUGGCCCACAUGGACGGCGAUGAAUUCAUAUUUGAUGGACGAGUCUCAUCUGACUUUGUACAAGUUUAUGCAUAUCGUGUCCCCAUUCUGGAGGUUGAGAAUGCAGUCACAGCGCUGCCAUACGUGGUCGAGGCUGCAGUUGUCGCAGUCCCUGAUCCAGCUUGCGCGAACCAAAUCGGCGCCGUCAUCAGGCUGAGACAGGGAAUGGCUCAGAUGCCUCUGGACAAGUUGCGCACCGACCUGUCCCCAUCACUCCCUGCAUACACUUUACCCACCAAAAUGCGGGUCCUCGACGAUGAUGAGAUGCUGCCUAGAACCGUCUCAUACAAGAUCCAGCGAAAGCAGACCGCCCACAAGUUCUUUGGAGACAGCGCAGAGGUGGAUCGAGUACAGGUCUGUCUGAAACUUCAGGCUGGUAAGGAUCGCCCUGUAAAGGCGUGGGAUUGGGCAGGACUACAGUAG
This is a messenger RNA of Penicillium cataractarum, 1767 nucleotides long. Its product is annotated as class I adenylate-forming enzyme family protein. Lineage: Eukaryota; Fungi; Ascomycota; Eurotiomycetes; Eurotiales; Aspergillaceae. The transcript is spliced from 4 exons. The record is from RefSeq and is a predicted model, not a curated record. Bases 1 to 1767 code for a protein of 588 amino acids. Gene Ontology annotation, molecular function: medium-chain fatty acid-CoA ligase activity. Gene Ontology annotation, biological process: fatty acid metabolic process.